Messenger RNA from Naumovozyma dairenensis CBS 421, 1257 nucleotides. RefSeq names its product tRNA(Phe) (4-demethylwyosine(37)-C(7)) aminocarboxypropyltransferase (gene TRM12). Gene Ontology annotation, molecular function: tRNA methyltransferase activity; S-adenosylmethionine-dependent methyltransferase activity. The transcript has a single exon. Gene Ontology annotation, cellular component: cytoplasm. The coding region runs from base 1 to 1257 and encodes 418 amino acids. The record is from RefSeq and is a predicted model, not a curated record. Gene Ontology annotation, biological process: wybutosine biosynthetic process; tRNA methylation. NCBI's taxonomy places the organism in Eukaryota, Fungi, Ascomycota, Saccharomycetes, Saccharomycetales, Saccharomycetaceae.
AUGGUAUUAGAAAUAACCAUCCCAAACGAACAAAUACAGCUAAUUAAACCCAUCAAGACAGCGCUGGAAGCACAUGAUAAUUUCAUUAAACCAAUCCUUACACAUCCAUCGUCCCCAUCAUGCAAAGUCAUUAGAACUAACCUUGAAGAUGUACCUACAUAUUUGAGUAAAUAUAUCGAUUCAAACCAUCUACAGGUUCAACGGAGUACAUUGGAAUUAGUGAGUGGAAAGAAAGCAAAAAAUGAUAUUUUGAAAUUCACUAAAGAUUGGUUCUCCCUAUACCAUGCUAUAAACGAUAAUACUUUAAUUGAUAGAUUGAUUGAACAUACACCAUAUAGAUAUUCUAAAUACCCACCAUUAUUAUUGUUUAACAAUUCGACUGUAAGAUCAUUUGAUCAUGACGUUUGGAAAUACAAUGUACCUGAUGAUGUUAGGGGACAAUAUUUCCAUGAUUUAUUGAAAUAUUUGUCAAAUAACGACAAUGAAUCAACAUACAGAUAUAUUGGUAUCAAUAAACCCAUCAUAUAUGAUGAUGUGAUGAGACAACCUAAAAACAUUAAGAUAGUAUAUCCUAGUGAUUCGACGGACGAGAUAUGGUGUCAAUUGAAACAGAAUGGGAUAUGGCAAGUUUGGAACCCAUUAUAUACGAUGUUUAGUCGUGGGAAUAUCAAAGAAAAGAAAAGGAUCUUGGAUACAUUCCAUGGAAGUUGUAAAGAUAUAGAUGUUGUUGAUUUAUAUUGUGGUAUUGGAUAUUUCAGUUUCAGUUAUUUAUUUAAUGGAGCAAGAAAUGUAUUUGGAUUCGAUAUUAAUCCAUGGAGUAUUAAAGGGUUACAAGAGGGCCUGCGUUUAAAUAAGUUUGGUCCUACCAGAUGUCAUUUUUAUAAUGAAAGCAAUGAGAUGAGUAUAGAGCGUAUACAACAGUAUAGGGAUUCGGAAUGUAAUGGAGAGAAGUUAUUGAUUAGACAUAUUAAUUUAGGAUUAUUACCAAGUAGUCGACAAGGUUGGCCCAUUGCAUUGAAGAUAAUAGACAUACAUAGUGACUUGGAAAGGGUACCUGAUCAAAGAGUAACACUUCAUAUUCAUGAGAACGUUCAUAUUGAUCAAAUAGAAGAUGACAGUUUUGUUCAAGACACAGUAAUUCCAGGAUUAAGACAUUUGAAUGCUAAAUACCAUUACCGAAAGGUCCAUGUUGAAAAGAUCAAGACGUUUGCACCAGAUAUUUGGCAUGUAUGCAUUGAUAUAGACGUUUAUAGAUAG